UAUUGAUUCCUUUCAGGUAUGACGAGCAACCCGUCGACGAUUAAGCCGACGUAUGAUUCCUCCAUAGAGACGUUCACAAAUGACACAAUCUCGGUAGACACAUCAUGCCUUCACGUCCGAAAGUACUGGUGCUUCCUGCUGUCCAGCAUUUGCACCUUCCUCGCAGGUCUGCUCAUUGUCCUCAUAUGGAGGGCGUUCGCGUUCCUUUGCUGUCGCAAGGAAAUCGAAUAUGGACCGAACGAUCCAAAGCAGAAGGAGCAAAAGCUUGCGCGGCAAGGAAAACAAGAAUUCGAAGGCACCUUUAUGACCGAGGCGAAAGACUGGGCAGGAGAACUCAUCAGUGGACAAACCACCACAGGAAGAAUAUUAGUUGUACUGGUAUUUAUUCUUAGCAUAGCAUCGCUAAUCAUAUACUUCAUAGACGCAUCUAAUGACGGCGUGGAACGUUGCCAAGAAUGGAGCAACAACAUAACGCAGCAAAUUGACCUUGCCUUUAACAUAUUUUUUAUGGUCUACUUUUUUAUAAGAUUUAUAGCGGCUAGCGACAAAUUGUGGUUCAUGUUGGAAAUGUACUCCUUUGUAGACUACUUCACGAUACCCCCGUCCUUCGUAUCAAUUUACUUGGAUCGAACGUGGAUUGGUCUUCGGUUUCUUCGUGCUUUAAGGUUGAUGACGGUCCCUGAUAUUCUUCAGUAUUUGAACAUUCUGAAAACCUCCAGUUCCAUCCGAUUAGCUCAGCUAGUGUCCAUAUUUAUUUCUGUUUGGCUAACAGCGGCAGGAAUUAUUCAUUUGCUUGAAAAUUCAGGAGAUCCAUUAGACUUUGACAACCCCCACCCCCUUCCGUAUUGGACAUGUGUCUAUUUCCUUAUCGUAACCAUGUCCACAGUUGGCUAUGGUGACGUUUAUUGUCAGACUGUCCUUGGAAGGACCUUUUUGGUUUUCUUUCUCCUUGUCGGAUUGGCGAUUUUCGCCAGUUGUAUCCCAGAAAUAAUAGACUUGAUCGGGACUAGACCAAAAUAUGGAGGCACUUUGAAGAAUGAGAGAGGCCGAAGGCACAUUGUCGUUUGCGGCCACAUCACCUACGAGUCGGUGUCUCAUUUCCUGAAGGAUUUUCUCCAUGAAGAUCGUGAAGAUGUAGACGUUGAAGUAGUAUUUUUACACAGAAAGGAACCAGAUUUGGAGUUGGAGGGCCUUCUUAAACGGCACUACACAACUGUGGAGUUUUUUCAGGGAACUAUGAUGAACGCGGUUGACCUUGAGAGAGUCAAGGUGCACGAAGCAGAUGCGUGUUUGGUUUUGGCGAACAAAUACUGUCAAGAUCCAGACGCUGAAGAUGCUGCUAACAUAAUGAGAGUCAUUUCUAUCAAAAAUUACAGCGACGAUAUUAGGGUUAUUAUUCAAUUAAUGCAGUACCAUAAUAAGGCUUAUUUAUUAAACAUUCCAUCCUGGGAUUGGAAGCAAGGCGAUGACGUAAUAUGCUUAGCAGAGCUCAAAUUGGGGUUCAUCGCGCAGUCUUGCUUAGCACCAGGUUUCUCUACGAUGAUGGCCAACCUUUUUGCCAUGAGAUCGUUCAAAACGUCUCCUGACACGCAAGUGUGGCAGAAUGAUUAUCUUCAAGGGACGGGGUGCGAGAUGUAUACAGAGACGCUAUCGCCCUCGUUCACGGGGAUGACUUUUUCACAAGCCAGCGAGCUGUGCUUCACGAAGCUUAAACUUCUCCUGUUGGCCAUCGAAAUUAAGGGUGGCGAUGAAGGGACCGAUUCCAAAAUAUCAAUCAACCCCCGAAGUGCAAAAAUUCAGGCCAACACUCAGGGAUUCUUUAUUGCACAAUCGGCAGAUGAAGUUAAAAGGGCUUGGUACUACUGUAAGGCUUGUCAUGAACAAAUAAAGGACGAAACGUUAAUAAAGAAGUGUAAAUGUAAAAAUUAUGUGGGAAUGAUGAUGAUGCAGACGGGCAUGGUGAUACAAAGUAUUAGAACCUCCUUUACGAGACAAUUGGAGGAUGAACUUCACCCCCCUCCAACAUUUACUCCACCCGAAUUACCAAAGAAAGUGCAUGUUAGAGGUGAUAUCACAAGACACGACGAUAUGAAUUUAAAUCGUCGGAACCAUGUGACGAAGCCUGCCAAUACACUUCCGACAUCAAAUAUGGUGAAUUCAACUAAGCAAGUCAACAAAGUAAAGCCAAAUGUGAAUAGAAACAAUAACGAAACGGCUACCUCUCCUGGUGUAAAUGGACGACCGCCGCCGGAACAGGACACAACAAGUUACGCCGGCUAUCAUCUUGCCUAUGAAGUCAAAAAACUCAUGCCAACUAGUAGAAGUAGCGGCGGUAAUAACCAAAACAGCAAUGGCGUUGCCCUACCGGUUGGUUUGGCCGACGAUCAAGCAAAAGAUUUCGAUUUUGAAAAGACAGAAAUGAAAUACGACAGUACGGGUAUGUUUCAUUGGAGUCCUGCUAAAAAUUUAGAAGAUUGUCUAUUGGACAGAAAUCAGGCAGCAAUGACGGUCCUGAACGGCCACGUGGUGGUUUGUUUAUUUGCCGAUCCAGAUUCCCCUUUAAUAGGUUUAAGAAAUCUUGUAAUGCCGUUAAGGGCUAGCAAUUUCCAUUACCAUGAACUCAAACAUGUUGUUAUCGUUGGUUCAGUAGAGUACAUUCGUCGCGAGUGGAAGAUGCUUCAGAAUCUACCAAAAAUUUCUGUUCUAAACGGUUCGCCAUUGAGCAGGGCCGAUCUCAGAGCUGUGAAUGUAAACUUAUGUGAUAUGUGUUGCAUCCUUUCGGCAAAGGUACCAAGCAACGACGAUCCUACUUUAGCUGAUAAGGAGGCCAUUUUGGCCUCUUUGAAUAUUAAGGCUAUGACAUUUGAUGAUACCAUAGGAGUCUUAAGUCAAGUCAGUGACGAUGGUAAUGGUCAGGCUGGUAGUCCCAUCGUCCUUCAAAGGAGAGGAUCGGUUUAUGGAGCUAAUGUACCAAUGAUAACAGAACUUGUCAACGAUAGCAAUGUUCAGUUCUUGGACCAAGAUGACGAUGAUGAUCCUGACACUGAACUGUACUUGACUCAACCAUUUGCUUGUGGUACUGCUUUUGCGGUCAGUGUACUCGAUUCACUCAUGUCAACGACUUAUUUUAACCAAAAUGCCUUGACGCUGAUUAGAUCUUUGAUAACUGGCGGAGCAACGCCAGAACUGGAAUUAAUUUUGGCAGAAGGUGCUGGCCUAAGAGGAGGAUACAGCACUCCCGAAAGUUUAUCGAAUAGAGACAGAUGUCGCGUUGGUCAGAUUUCGUUGUAUGAUGGACCACUUGCUCAAUUCGGUGAGGGUGGAAAGUAUGGGGACCUUUUCGUAGCCGCCUUGAAGCAAUAUGGUAUGCUUUGCAUUGGCCUUUACAGGUUUCGCGACACUAGCAAUUCAUGCGACGCUAGUAGCAAAAGAUACGUCAUUACCAAUCCUCCAGACGAUUUUCAAUUGCUGCCAUCGGACCAAGUUUUCGUUUUAAUGCAGUUCGAUCCUGGACUUGCUUAUAAGCAAGUAAGGGGUCGGAAUGGGGUAGGCCAGGGUAGUGGCACAGGAGGCGGAGGAUCUAAUAAAGACGAUAAUUCUUGACUAUUACUUUGUAGCGCCCUUACCGAUGGACCCUAUUCAUAUAUUUAAUUAUUUUUUAUAAGAUAUUUAUAUAUACUACCAGAAAGCCCAUCACUAUUUAAUUUAUGCAUUAAAAUCUUGAUUUAAUUAGGUUUAUGUGUAAAUUUCAAUAACAGAUAAACAAAUAAUAUAAAUAUAUCUCAUAGCAAUAAAAUAUUGAUUUUAUAAUUGAAAAAAAGGCAUGUUUACUGAGGCAAUAAUAAACAUAAUGGUACCCAGCGAUUUAAUAUGGUCACCGUAGUUGUAUUUAUGUAACUGAAAAAAAUAAUAAUUCAAAAAACAUCUACAGAAAAUACAUAUGUAAGGGUUUUAGUGCAUUUAUUAAAUACAUAAUCCCUUAACCUGUAAACUCUUGACUAGGGGUAGGUUAGUGCUUCAGCUUUUUUUAUUCUAUCUCAAACAUUAUUAAAUAAAUCCAUUUUCGAAUUCAAAAAAAGGGGGCGCUACUAACAACGUACAACAUUGAAAAAACACCAAAGCUAUAAUAAAUGACUUAUUAUAUAUACGUAUAAGUAAUAUAAAAUUUAUUGUACCUAUUGUUUUAUAAAAAAAAAAAAAAGAAACUAAAAUGUGACGAAUUUGAGAAGUUUCCCUGGACAAUGAGAGUAAUAAAUGCCACAAUAGACGUACUAUUUGUGUUAGAUAAAUUUGCUAAAAUGCAUUAGAAAUUAUUUAUUCAUUUCAGUAAGUAUUGACCAUUUUUAAUUCGUUGUAGUUAGCUAUGGUGAUCAUCAUAGGGCUGAUUAAAAAUUUGUAAGAUAUUAUAAAAUGAAAAUGUGAUAUGUUAUAACAUUUUUAAAUUUUUUGCAAAAUUGAUAGCAGUACCAUUGAUGCCCUUCACAAUAAAUCAUAAAAUUAUUAUAUUUACAUGAAUAUGUUCUGUAAGUACUGUGUCAAAUUUUGCUAAAGUAUCCAAAUAAGUAAAUUAAAAUAAAUUGGUGCAAUUUUUUUGAGUUGCUUUAGAAAGACAUUCGUGGUGUGGUAUACCUAUAUUUUAUUAUUUAAAAUGCCUGGCUUUGACAAUUUUCAAGACUAUAUUAAUAAUUAAAAUUGGUAAAAGAAAAAAAAUGAUGUUUAGAUGUAAAUUUUGUUAAUUCGCGUAUAUUAUGCAAUGUAUACAUAUAAGUGCUGUAAAUACAUUUUUAGUACAUAAAUACGUAGCCGUGUUAAAAUGUUUUCUACACCGGAUUUUUUGUGCUGUAACAGUGUGUAUAAAAAUACGAAUUAUAUAGUACUUAUGUAAUAUAUAAAAGAAAAAAUAAGACAAAGUAUAUAUACGUGUAUAGGCACAUUAUAAUACUUGUUAGAUGCAUAAGACUCGUUUUAUGAAAUAAGUAGUUAAUUUUUAUUAUCAUUAUUAUUGUUAUUUCGAAAACCUUUAUUCCCAUGUUAAUCAAUUAAAAGAUUUGUUUACCGAUGUUAAAAGUACGACACUUACAAUUUUAUAUCAAUGAAAAUUUUUAUUAUAAGUAAUUGAUAUCUAUAAUCUAUAGAAUAUGCAUAUGAGAUAAAGUAAAAUACAUUUAAUGAUCAGAUAAAUUGUUUAAAACAUAUGUGGGACGAAAAAUGUCACCAUACUUAAUUUUUUUCCAAGUCGGUCUCAGUAGGAUAAUUCAUUCAUAUUUUCAGGAUAAAUAAAUAGGUUCCAACAAAAUGCAAGUUUCAGACCAUUAAUCAUAAGUUAAUCAAACUUUGAUAACAAAUUGUGAAAAUAUACAUUUUUUGUUUAGACUGGUACCAACAUUUAUUCUAUAAAUAUGAGUGAAGAUCAAUUUCCUAUGGUUAUUGCCAUAAAAUACACUUAUAGCAGUAUGGCAUUUUAAAGUAAAUCUGUUAAAAUAAUUUUCAAAGAAACGAUUUCUGCGCGAUGUAUACCUUCACUUAAAAGAAACAAAAAAAAAAAGAGUGCCUAUAGCAAAGUUUUCAUAUUUGCACCUGUAGAUGAAUUUGUUAUUAUACAUCGGAAAACAAAAAGAUAUUAUUAAAGUAAUAAGAUGUUAGGAUGAUUACCCAUGAUUUUAAUUUUUCAGCUUCCAUAGCCUAAUGGAAGAAUAUAAAGACUCUGUGAUGUUAAGUAUGUUGGUAAAAAAAUGUUAAAACAUGAAGACUACAAGCACUUUUCAUUAAUGUACCUACUUAAUAGGUUGGUUUAAAAAAAAAAUAUGUUAUAAAAUUAAAGGCCUGGCAGUUGUAGAAAAUAAACAAAACAAAAAAAUUGCUUUGUAAUUUGUAAUACUGGCAAUACUAUUACCAGCAAUCUUUUUAAUUAUUACGUGCUUUUAUAAAUAUAUUAAAUAAAUAUUGUAAACCUCGGCAGUAUCUACAUUUAAAAAAUAAUUUUUCGUUUUAAUACUUGUCAAUAAAUAAUUUUGUUGCACCCAGUCCUUUGAAAGAAUUUAUUGUUAACAGUUUAUAUAUAUAGACAUCAAAACAACCUAAGAGUUUAAAUACAAACAUUUCCAUUGUC
Molecule: messenger RNA, 6109 nt
Organism: Agrilus planipennis (emerald ash borer)
Lineage: Eukaryota; Metazoa; Arthropoda; Insecta; Coleoptera; Buprestidae
Gene: slo
Product: calcium-activated potassium channel slowpoke
Exons: 26
Coding region: 19-3603 (1194 amino acids)
Biological process (GO): potassium ion transport; transmembrane transport
Cellular component (GO): postsynaptic membrane
Molecular function (GO): large conductance calcium-activated potassium channel activity
Source: RefSeq, a predicted model, not a curated record